Callorhinchus milii (elephant shark) is the source of this 617-nucleotide messenger RNA. It is a transcript of the gene rps25, whose product is annotated as ribosomal protein S25. The record is from RefSeq and is a predicted model, not a curated record. Gene Ontology annotation, cellular component: cytosolic small ribosomal subunit. Bases 172 to 612 code for a protein of 146 amino acids. NCBI's taxonomy places the organism in Eukaryota, Metazoa, Chordata, Chondrichthyes, Chimaeriformes, Callorhinchidae. Gene Ontology annotation, molecular function: structural constituent of ribosome. The transcript is spliced from 4 exons.
AGUCGGCGUCAGAAGAAUCACGUGUCCCCGCGCCGUGCCCCGCCCCGCCCCCGUGUGAUUGACAGCUCUGUUCCGGGCCGGGAACCGGAAGCAGUAUUCGGGGCUGGGGUUUCCCGGGCUGGCGGCGCACGGGCUCUUCCUUUCGGUCGGAAACCUCGAAGCGGCAGCAAUAUGCCUCCCAAAGACGACAAGAAAAAGAAGGAUGGAAGCAAGGGUAAAAAAGAUAAAGACCAAGCCAACAAGAGUGCGGGGAAGGCCAAAAAGAAGAAGUGGUCAAAAGGAAAAGUGCGAGACAAGCUGAACAACUUGAUCCUGUUUGACAAAGCCACCUACGACAAAAUGUUGAAGGAGGUGCCCAACUACAAACUCAUCACCCCGUCAGUAGUCUCUGAAAGACUGAAGAUCAGGGGCUCUUUGGCCAGGUCUGCCCUCCAGGAGCUACUCUCAAAAGGCCUGAUUAAGCUGGUGUCCAAACACAGAGCCCAGGUCAUCUACACACGGAACACCAAGGGAGGAGACCCGCCUCCUGCUGCUGCUGCUGCUGCCGCCACCGCCCCUGCAGCUGCUGCCGCCGCCACCGCCACAGCCAGUGCUGCUGCUGACGACGCGUAAACAGG